CGGACUUGAAACUUUUAUAGAAAGUUUGAUAAACCAAAAAGAUUUCCUAAUUGAGAAGAGUAUCCUACAGCAGUGACGGCUGAAAUAGUCGAUGUUAACAUGAACUCGUUGGACGGCACGACGGGAAAGCCAUUAGACGUUGAUUUGCCACCAACUCUGCCGAUGAUCUUCGGUACGGAAAAUUCAACAUCGGUUUCAGCGCAAUCAGGAUCCACAGCCCUAAUGCCCUGCGUUGUCCACAAUCUAGGAGAGGGCACGGUAUCGUGGAUCAAGCGAAAGAACUUACUGUUACAUGAACUACUGACCGUAGGACUGACGACAUACGCCAACGAUGAACGGUUUCAGGCAAUUCAUUUUCACCACAGCGAAGAUUGGACGCUUCAAAUAAAAUACGUCCAACCGAGGGAUGCCGGACUGUAUGAAUGCCAAGUGUCCACUCAUCCGCCCACGAGUAUAUUUCUGCUCCUUGACGUCGUCGAAGCAAGAGCGGAGAUAGUUGGCCCAGCGGAAAAAUUUGUGAGGCCCGGUAGCACGUUGCAACUCCAUUGUCUGGUAAAGAAGUCCACGGAAGUACCGUCAUAUCUCUUCUGGUAUCACAACUUCCGUAUGAUUAAUUAUGACGUUGAUCAAGGCGUCAACGUUAGCACUGAUCUCGUUGGUCGGGAGAGCUGGUUGGAGGUACCAAAAGCGUCGGAUCGUCACUCGGGCAACUACACUUGCGAGGCUAGCAAUGCCCAGCCGGCGCGCGUCUUGGUGCACGUUUUCAAGGGUGACAAUCCGGCCGCCAUGCAACAUAGCAUGGCGUCAUCGCCGUCAGUGAUGGCCUGCACCGCGUUACUCACCAUGUUUGUCACGCUCAAGCUAGCUUUGCAGACGAACUGGAGUUUAUGACGUGCAUAAGUGCAAGACUCGCGAAAACCCGGAGUGCGUUAGCGAAAUUGUGUAACAUUGUCAUUUAUUGUGUCGCGUGAUAUCCAUAUUCAUGCUAAGAUGUGCUCUAGUUACAAUCGCCAAAGUUAGAACGGCAACAUGAUUAUGGUGGUUCCAAUUAAAGAUUCAUCGUUGUUAUCGGAAUGGUUACUGGAACAUUUGAAGCUGCAAGAUUGGCUGUGAUUGAUACUAUUUAUUCGACGAUUAACUUUCCGCUCUACGCUGCCGGACAAAGUAGUACUGAAAGAUCAGCUGUGAUUAUUUGUGUCGCGAGGCAAAUAUCUAUUUAAUCCAUUAUGUAUAUGUACAUCUAAUCAUAGAGUUCAGGAAGGAAUAAGCAACAACGUAAUAUGUUAAUGCAAAGCAGGAUAAUUAUAACCAUCAUUGUGGGAUUAGUAGUGAUCUAUCAUCGUAUGAUCGAUGAUCCGUGUACCGAAAAUUUUUAAUCAGGAAACAGUGUAUCCAACAAAGACCAAUAUAAUAAAAGUAUAAUGGUAGUACAUCUUGUUUGCGCAUGUAUUUGAACGACAAUUUGUCGGACAAAAGAAGUUGAAUGCUAGUCUGGAAUAAAGUGUCACCAUAAUUUUCAUAUGAGUUACAUAUUAUUAUAUCAUCCAUUCUUCUGUCAACCGAUUACUUACAUUCCGUGUUACAUGUUGAAACGAGAAAUAAUAUUAGGUUGCAAUGCAAAAGCGGAGGAUAUUAUGAAACGCGCAAGAUUAACUCACAUUAAGAUUAUAUUCACAAUCGUCUGUACUCGUAUGCUUGCGAUGGAAAUAGACGAAGACAAAUUUGUCAAUCCGAGUAGUAUGAAGAGUUCGACGUAUCAUUUUGAUGAAUCGGAACUUCUAUGAGCCCGUGAAUGUGAAUGUGAUAUGUGAAUGUCAGUUAAAGAGACUCCGUGCGAGAUUUAUUUACCCGUUCGUAUUUUGUGGAACAACGUGAUAUGUAUGUAAUUUAGUGUUUAAAUCGAUAAAAAAAAUUAUGCAUGUAACAGAUACUCCAUCAUGCGUCCGUCCUAUUUGUGACGCACAGGAAAGCAAGACCGAUAGCCUGGAUCAAAGCUGUCCGCGAUGCAUCAAAUCGCGAUGCAUAAGCAGCAGCGAUUGCCACGACGAUGCAAGGCUCAACUACAUCUAGCUUCGUUGA
This is a messenger RNA of Mycetomoellerius zeteki, 2079 nucleotides long. RefSeq lists its product as uncharacterized. The transcript is spliced from 4 exons. The record is from RefSeq and is a predicted model, not a curated record. The coding region runs from base 100 to 891 and encodes 263 amino acids. Gene Ontology annotation, cellular component: neuron projection membrane. NCBI's taxonomy places the organism in Eukaryota, Metazoa, Arthropoda, Insecta, Hymenoptera, Formicidae. Gene Ontology annotation, biological process: synapse organization.